Messenger RNA from Populus trichocarpa (black cottonwood), 1100 nucleotides. RefSeq lists its product as uncharacterized. Gene Ontology annotation, biological process: negative regulation of protein kinase activity. NCBI's taxonomy places the organism in Eukaryota, Viridiplantae, Streptophyta, Magnoliopsida, Malpighiales, Salicaceae. The coding region runs from base 253 to 774 and encodes 173 amino acids. The record is from RefSeq and is a predicted model, not a curated record. Gene Ontology annotation, molecular function: protein kinase inhibitor activity; protein kinase binding; double-stranded RNA binding. The transcript is spliced from 2 exons. Gene Ontology annotation, cellular component: nucleolus.
AUGUAUAGGAACACAUCCACCGCUUUUAUUGGAGUUUUAUUUUCUACUUCUUCUUUCUAUUUUUUGGAUAGCUUGGUAAUCGAGCACCGUAAAAUCUCCAAACCAAGCUGAAUUCCGAACUCCGAUACGAGCGAUUAACACUAAAUUAAACCCAUCCAUUAUUUUUCAAUCAAUAACUAUUUAUAAUCACAUCAAAACCGAUAUCCAAAACGACAGAAACCCUGAAGCAGUGAAUUAGGGUUUUGGAUCAGAAUGUCGACGGGCGGGGCCAAGGACGGUGAGUUGCAGGUAGUAGCAGCGCCUGAGAAGACAAAACCGGCGCUCCCUCCGCUUCCACUUGCGGCAAGGACGGGAUCGACGGCGUUGGUGGAGUACACGGCGCCAGUACUCAAAGAAGAGGAGGAGGACCUAGAGGUGAAGCUUCGAAGAAUACUUGAGAAUGUGCCAGUUCGAGUUAGUAAUACCUCCGGUAGUUCCGCGGGUUCUGGUUCCGGUGAUUUUCACCAGUAUCGGCAAAUGAGACGGAGAGAGCAAGACAGGCUUGCAAGGAUGGAUGCUGAUUACCAGAGAAGGAAAGAGUUAGCUGAAUUUACUAUGAGAAGAGAGGAAAGGAUGAAGGCUGCAGAGGAACAAACAGAGAAAAAGCGUUUGAAAAGGCAGAGGAAAAAGCAAAGGAAAAAAGAGAAGAAGAUGAAACCAAAUGCUGGUGGAGAAGAGUGCCGGAGAGAAGAUGACGAGGACUCUGAUGAUGAUGGCGAUGAAACAGGAAACUAAACAGGCUGUUACCUUAUCGUUUUAGUCCAAGCUUAGGUUCAAGCUUGAUUCCUGCCGGAAUCUUUAGGCAAUGACCUCAAUCAGCUUUCUAGUUGUUAUGCUCGAACUUCCUAAUUAUUCAAGUCAGAUUCCCUUGUUUGUAACCGGUGAAGUAGUGCCUCUCCAUAGAGAGAUGGAACUGGACAAGGAAAGAGUCAACUUUGAUUGAUGCAUCCUGAAGGGCAGCCUGAUGGCCUCGUCUUGUUGAUUGUAUUCCAUCAUCAGAGUGCCGGUUAAAACAUAUAAGAUGAAAUUUCAUCAUUGCCAAGCAGGUUUUUUAUUGUAAA